Alternaria conjuncta is the source of this 2910-nucleotide messenger RNA. RefSeq lists its product as uncharacterized. NCBI's taxonomy places the organism in Eukaryota, Fungi, Ascomycota, Dothideomycetes, Pleosporales, Pleosporaceae. Bases 1 to 2910 code for a protein of 969 amino acids. Gene Ontology annotation, biological process: positive regulation of DNA-templated transcription. The record is from RefSeq and is a predicted model, not a curated record. The transcript is spliced from 4 exons. Gene Ontology annotation, cellular component: mediator complex.
AUGGACGGCGCAAGUUAUAACAUGGAUGUGGAUGAUCUCUUUGGAGACUCAGAGCAUGUCAACAUCCAGUCUAUCAACACGACACCGCCAGUGAAAGGGCUCGACGGGCGCAUCGAUGAGCUAGCGUCUAGCGGCUGUUGCCAAAAGAUAUCAUGGUCCAAGAAUGGCUGUGUUGCGUACAUAAGUCCAGACGGCUACUCUGUCCACCUGAAGAUUUUUUCACGAGAUCCUGAAUCUGGCAAAUGGGAUCUCGGAAGGAACGUCCCUCUCGAAUUCCCACAGGGCCGCGAGAUCUUUCGUUUGACCCAUCUCUCAUGGAGUCACCUGGGUAACGAUCUAGCUGUUAUGGACGAAGCGGGUCGAGUGAUGGUCUUCUCAUGCGCCAUGGCCUUGGACCGCAUGCACUUCACCAGAGCCGAAGUAGCUCAUCCAGAGUCCGAAGUAGAUGGUGUGGUAGGCAUGCAUUGGCUUGCGAUCCUACCCUACGCACAAAAGAAUCUCAUUGCUUGGUCAGCUUCGCAAGAAAAAGGCAAAUGGAAGUGGAAUAUCAAACAGCACAUGUUCAACAAUGCGCACCAUCCUGUAGAAGGCAAAGCAUGCUUCAUAUAUCUGAAAAGACAUGGCGAGCUCAAGCUUCGCUUCCAGCAGAUUGACAACAGUUGGCAAGAAGUCUCCGCUCAAUUAGGGCCUAUGAUCUCAACGAAGGAGUCCUUCACACACGCAGCCUUUACGUCGAACAAUGAUAACACCCUCCUACUGGCUGCCUACGAUGUCAAGAGGCGGUUGCAUUUAUAUCGCAUUGAGACAAUCUGGAAUGUACCAACCGACAAGCGUAGCCAGAACGCCGGUCCAUUCGAGAAGCCAACCAUCCAAGUCUCAUUGAUCGCUUUGGAAGAUGAUUGCAACCCCGUUGAGCUUGCGAAUGACGACCUGGGCGACGGCACAGCAUCAAGAAGUGCGGCUGCCGCUCAACUAACACAUCUCAACUUCCUUCCUGUUACACCCGAGCAAGAUGACGGCUCGAUGCCCACCAUUCAAGCCAUAUUCUGCAAGCCACCAAAUCCGAUCUCGUAUGAUCUGAACCCGCAAGAGACACGGUACAGCAUCAUCGUCAAAUGGCAGGUGCAUCAAGAGCAACACAGCCAGCUCCAUUCCAGCCUCGAUCAGGUGACAUCAAAGAAGAAGAGCGUAAGCUCGGUAUCUGCACAAAACACGUUCCUUCUAAAGAGACAGCCUGACUUCUCGUUGCAUGCUGUCGUGUUAGGGUUCUACCCGAUAUGGUACAGCAUGCUUCUGGCAUUCACGUACAGCGAUGGGGCUAUCGAGUUCAGGAAGCGAUCGACCAUGGAGAUAGUCAUGCCAGAUGGCAAUACCGACACUGUGAACUCGCUAUUACAAGCUGGCUUCGUCUUCCAGCACGCCGAACCCUCGCUACACGUCGCCCUAUCACCCAAUCACUGCUUGGCGGUAUGUAUGCAGCUGGAUGGUAGCCCAAAGCUGCGAUCUAUGGAGUACUCCCACGGCACCCUAUCAUCAGACGAUGAUGAUCCCCGCCAUGCCGCCGCUCUCGCAGCACUCAUCCUACAGUCUUCGUCUGCAGCAAACCAAUACUAUUCCAGCGACGACAUCUUCGCUCUGGUCAGCUCCCUCAGCGACAAGCGCAAGCACGAUUUCAUCAAUCUCCUCUUCGAAGGACUCCAAGUCAACAUUGACUGUGGCGUAGACGACACAUCAAGCAAUCACUUCCUUCUCCUCGGCCGCAGCCCCUUCUUCGUAAAGACGCUCUCGGCCAUGAACAUCCUCGGCCUCCAAGGCAACAUCGACCGUUCUCUAAGCAGCAAAAUGGCCUGGCAAUUAAUCAACAUCAGAUUUGUCACGCAAACCCUGACCACCAUCGUCCGCCUCCACGGCGACCCAUCGAAGAGCAACCUCCGACCCGAAGCCGUCCCCCAAAUGAUCGGAACCUGCAGAUGGACAAUGCACUUCAUGGCCUACAUCCUAGAUGAUCUCUUCGCCCUCGGCCGCGCCCUAUCCGACAUACCCCCAGCAGACCUCACGCGUCCCGUCCUUGAGGCCAAAAUCCGUGAGCUCAACAAACCCGCGCUCCUCCUCAUCCUGUCCGCCUUCCCCCGCGCCAUGAUGAAACUCUGGUUCCAACCUAUUGCGUGGCUCUCGCGCAGCGCAGCAGCCUACGUUACGCUGCCCAACGCCGCAGCCGGGAACCCUAAUGCGCCGCCGCAGACACCUGAAGCGAAGAAACUCUACGCCCCUCUUUAUGCUGCUAUAACUGAUAUCCCGUUCGAUUACCGCUACUACGAACAGCUGCUCAGCGAGACGCAGAGUUACGUCCGCGGCACAUACAAGCAGCGUAACUUAACCGACAUGCAACGCAACAGCAUCGAGCGGGAACUGCUCCUCGGAAAAAUCCCAGACAUCCUCUUCCCUGUCGCUAAACGCCUUGUGACGGAUUACCUCUGGAAAAGCACGACGCAGCAAGUUUGCCUCGCGGAUAAGCUCGAUAUGGGUAGACUCAUGUUCUUCGAUACCACGUGGUUAGGGUUCACGGACUCAAAGCGCGCAAGGUAUUGGCACGACACGCAUGUGGUGGAUGUGUGUCAAAAGAUGAUUAUUCGGGGCACGGGCACGUGGACGCAUCCUGUGGGGUCGGCGACGGGUGGCGGGAAUCGCAGCAGGAGUGAUAGUAUUCAGAGUGCGGGGGCGAACGGAGAGGGCAGGAGGAAGAAGAAUUUGCUCAAGCAGUGUACGAGGUGUGGUGCUUGUAUGGAGGAUGUUGUGCCGGGGUUGCCAGGGUAUACUCCUGCGCACUCUCAGUACUUGUUGGGCUUGAGUAAGCACUGUGUCUGUGGGAAUAGCUGGAUGCUUGUUGAGACGAAGGGAAAGGCGAAGUAG